AUGACACAUAACGAAGUAGAGGUUGUGGAUUUAAUGGAUACCGAUGAAGAAAUAUUUAUCGAAACCGUAAUUCUUUCUGUUAACGGUGAAAUUUAUAAUCAUAAAACUUUGAGAAAGCAACUUAGAAAACUUAGAAGUGUACGCAGUUCAAAAUUCAGUUAA
Messenger RNA from Dentiscutata heterogama, 162 nucleotides. NCBI's taxonomy places the organism in Eukaryota, Fungi, Glomeromycota, Glomeromycetes, Diversisporales, Gigasporaceae. The record is from the annotation of a GenBank genome assembly.